Messenger RNA from Macrosteles quadrilineatus (aster leafhopper), 938 nucleotides. Its product is annotated as U6 snRNA phosphodiesterase 1. Gene Ontology annotation, biological process: U6 snRNA 3'-end processing. Gene Ontology annotation, cellular component: nucleus. NCBI's taxonomy places the organism in Eukaryota, Metazoa, Arthropoda, Insecta, Hemiptera, Cicadellidae. Gene Ontology annotation, molecular function: 3'-5'-RNA exonuclease activity. The record is from RefSeq and is a predicted model, not a curated record. The coding region runs from base 67 to 906 and encodes 279 amino acids. The transcript is spliced from 5 exons.
AGUAGACAACAAACAAACCCUGAACCUGAACCUAAACCUAAAAUUAAAACAAAAUAAAUUGGAGGGAUGGCAAUGCCUGGGAAAAAUAUAGAAUCUGGAUUGAUGCUUAUUAAUACAUAUAGUGACAGUGAUAGUGAAGAUGAGACUUCAAUAACUGAAAACUGUUCAAAUGUGUCAACUAACCUCAUUCCUGUUAGUAAGAACCAGGAUGCAAAUAGACUACCCUUACCUUCUACAAUAUCACAGCUUUAUGAAAAAAGCAGUGUUCCGAAUGAAAGUCCACAAGACAACCCUACUCUUCAUGACGGAAGAAUACGUUCCUUUCCUCACGAGCGAGGGAACUGGUCAACUUACGUGUUUGUGCCUUAUGAUCCUGGCGAAGGAUUUGAAGAGUUAGUAGAUGGCCUAACCUUGGUUGGUCAACAAGCUGGGAUAGAACUGAAGACAAUUCAAGAAACACAUAUUUCUCUCACUCGCACUGUUGUUCUGUUGCAUCAUUGGAUUGAAAGCUUUGUCUCUUCGGUACGAUUGGCAAUUUCUCAUUUUCCAAGAUUCACAUUAAUUUUGGGUCCACCCGCUGUUUACUGCAAUGAAGAGCGCACCAGAACAUUUUUAGGACUGAAAGUGGAAUCUGGCUCCAAACAUCUAUGUGAUAUGGCUCAUGCACUCGAUGGCUGCUUGGCGGAAUUCCGGUUACCUCCUUUCUAUGAAGACCCCCAGUUUCACAUGAGUGUACUCUGGGUUGUCGGUGAUGCUCAACACAAGUUGGAGUCAAUUUUACCAAAGUUACAGGCUGAGUUUUCUCUUCAUGUUGCAGAAAAUCCCGAUACAUUCUGUUUAAGUGUUACUCAGUGUUUAUGUAAGACUGGAAAUAAAUUGUUUACCUUUCCUAUGGCACUGUUAUGAUUUUCUUGUUUUUUGUUUGUAAAUAAACUAGA